Molecule: messenger RNA, 1479 nt
Organism: Cercopithifilaria johnstoni
Lineage: Eukaryota; Metazoa; Nematoda; Chromadorea; Rhabditida; Onchocercidae
Source: the annotation of a GenBank genome assembly
AUGUUUGGCUAUGUGUAUGAUGAUAUCAUGCAGAAGCAUGCGAAUCCGUAUGAUCCAAAUGAAAGAACUCAAGAACGACCGGAACGAACAUGCUUAAUUCAUUCUAGACUACAAAAUGAUGGUUUACUUGAUAAUGCAAUAAAUAUCAAAGUUCGAGCAGCAAAAGAUUGGGAACUUUGUUUAAAUCAUCCUUAUCAAUUGGUCAAAGAACUUGAAGAAAUGAGUACGGUGGAAGAAUUGGAGGAAUAUUGUAAAGAACAUGAAUUACUUUGGCUAUGUCCCGAUAGUAUUCGUAUUGCUCGACUUGUUGUUGGUGGUGUGAUUGAUUUUGUACGGGCUAAUAUUCAGGGCAGGAUUGGUAAUGGUUUUGCAAUUGUACGACCACCAGGUCAUCAUUCAUAUGGGAAACAACCACAAGGAUUUUGCAUCUUUAAUAAUAUUGCAAUUAGCGCUAAAUAUGCUAUAAUUGUGGUGGAUUUUGAUUAUCACUGUGGCAACGGCUUAUAUCAUUCCCUCAAAGGGGAUAAACGAUUUUUGUACAUUAAUUUUCAUGCUUAUCAUUACGGAGCUUUUUGGCCAUAUGAGGAAGAAUAUGAUUAUGAUAACAAAUAUGAUAAUAUCGUAUCCAUCCCGUUGAAUUGUGCAAUGAAUACGGAAGGUGAUUACAUCGGUGCAUUACAACAUCUUGUAAUACCUAUUGCUAAAGAGUAUCAACCAGAAUUGGUACUUGUUGCGCUUGGAUUUGAUAGCGCUUACUAUGAUGAUUUAUUAGAACAUGGACAGGGCAUUAAAGCACAUGGAUAUGGUCAUAUAAUGAAAAUAUUGGAUAAUCUAUGGCCAAAUAAAGUUUUGGCUAUUUUGGAAGGUGGAUAUUUUUCUGAUAGUUACACUGAAUGUGCUGCUAUGGCUGUACGAGGUUUACGAAGAAUGGAAUUACCAAAAUUACAUUAUCCGAAACAAAUUAAUGCAUGCAUGGCAGAAACAUUAUGGAAUAGUUUAUGCUUUCAUGCAAAACGUUGGAAGAAUGUUGCAGAACAUUUGGAGAAAUUGCAAGAUAUGCAGAUCAAGCAUGGAUUUCCAAAAUAUGUACCAUCAGCUGUUAAAAUUUUUCUUGGUAAUGGUUUUCGUAAAUUAUGGAAUGAUGUACAGAAAUUGAAAGUAGCACGAACACGUGAUUGGAUAGAUGGAAUGACUGAUGAAGAUAAAUGUUUUGCAAGAGGAAAAAUUAAUGAAUACAUAAAGCAAUAUGAAUACGGUACAACGGAUGAAUUAACAGAAGAUGAAUUUCUCAAGCAAUUACUAUGGUAUUCUCAACGACGUGGUGAAGCGUUUCUGAAAUCGAUCCCUACAACGCUCUUCUUUUAUAAUUGUAUGCGAGAAUGUAUGAAAGACGAGAAUGGUGUCUAUUUAAUUGUUGAUAUGUGUUCAUAUCGUGAAGCUGCUCGUAAAUAUCGUGCUCUGAAGAAAAAUAAAACAUAA